Messenger RNA from Acyrthosiphon pisum (pea aphid), 2144 nucleotides. RefSeq names its product negative elongation factor B (gene NELF-B). Gene Ontology annotation, biological process: negative regulation of transcription elongation by RNA polymerase II. Lineage: Eukaryota; Metazoa; Arthropoda; Insecta; Hemiptera; Aphididae. Gene Ontology annotation, cellular component: NELF complex; nucleus. The record is from RefSeq and is a predicted model, not a curated record. The coding region runs from base 243 to 2015 and encodes 590 amino acids. The transcript has a single exon.
AUUUAUUGGUUUGUUUACAAAAAUUAACAAAAUUAAAUUACCGUAAUGUGGAAGUUCUAAAAAUUCUUAAUUUAAGCAAGACGUGUAUUGUGUAAUUGUAAUGCACCCGUUACAAAUAGGGUCUUUUAAUUUACGUUCAUAAUCAGCAGUUAUGUAUUUCAGAGCGAAACCGUAUAAUUUCGAUAUUUGAUGUUUAGUUUUGUUAUGCUAUAACAGUACGAAACAAAUUUAAAUCGUUCAAAAUGAGUGGUGGACGUCAACGGUCUAUGUUCACGGUUCACCCAAACCAACAGUCGGAAUCAGGUAUACAUGGUCAAACUUAUUUAUUAGAAACACUGACAAACUGCACGGAUCCCCUAAAAGCUAUCGAAGAGUUCCAAGUAGACAAUGGAAUUCAUUUGCCGUCACUCCGUCAAAUGUUACCUUUGCUUGAUCUCCAUGGCAUUCGGCGUUUGGAUUUUCAUAACUCUAUAUUAGAGGCGCUGCGCGAUAAAUUAGUGGCUCAUAUCGAAGAAAUUGGUAAAAAAGAAGGACGUGACCGGGAUCGUAAGCUCAAGGACAUGUUGGCAAAGAGUUUUCCUUCAGUUCACAUAAAACAACUAAGACCCAUAAUUAUGGCUAUUCUGAAAAACAUAUCUCAUAUCGAUGAUAAAUACUUAAAUGUAUUAGUUAAAGACACUGAACUUUAUAAAGAUACAGACACAGAAGUGAAACGACAAAUUUGGAAGGACAAUCAAUCGCUAUUAGUUAAUGAAGUUUCACCUCUACUAACACAGUACAUAAGGGAAAAAGAAAAUAUUCUUUUCGACCACAAUAAUUUGACAAAUUUAUUCUUCACACCGUCGCCAAAAUUACGACGUCAAGGAGAAGUGGUACAAAAACUCGCACAUAUGAUAGGCUCGAGUGUAAAAUUAUACGAUAUGGUUUUGCAAUUUUUGAGAACAUUAUUCUUGCGUACUCACAAUGUACAUUAUUGUACACUAAGAGCUGAACUUUUGAUGGCAUUGCACGAUCUGGAAAUUCAAGAUAUUAUAUCCAUUGAUCCGUGUCAUAAGUUCACAUGGUGUCUCGAUGCUUGUAUUCGAGAACGCAAUGUUGAUGUUAAACGGUCCCGUGAACUUCAAGGGUUUUUAGAUAGCAUUAAAAGAGGACACGAAACAGUAUUAGGAGAUUUAUCCAUGACAUUAUGUGAUCCGUACGCCAUCAAUUUCUUAGCGACUUCAACUAUUCGAAUACUUCAUCAUUUAAUUAACAAUGAAAAUUUACCAAGGGAAAAUCAUGUAUUAGUUCUGUUAUUGAGGAUGUUGUCUCUUGGUUUGAGCGCUUGGGUUAUGAUUGAUACCCAAGACUUCAAGGAACCAAAAUUGGACAGUCAAGUAGUCACUAAGUUUAUGCCUGCCUUGAUGUCACUCAUGGUAGAUGAUCAAGUUAGGGCUUUAAAUACUAAAAUGCCUCCUGAUGAAAGGGAAUCUGCAAUUACCAUUAUUGAACACUCUGGACCGGUUCCAGAUGCUGUGCAAGCAUAUAUACAAGAGAGUAGCGUUGCAUGUACAGUCGCCAUGUAUUAUACAUUACAUGUUGCUAAAGCUAAAGACAGAUUAGCAUUGAUGAGAAUAUUGGGAUCUUUGGCCAACUGUGAUCAUGACCGUGCUUUCGAGGAUCCAUUUCUUCAUUUUUUGGUGGCGCUAUUAAUACAACAGGUCGAAGAAUUUGCUGCUGAAGAUUUUUGUACUGUUAUCUUUGAUGAAUUUUUUUGUACCGGACUGAGCAGAGAAAAUGUAGUUAGACAUGUAUUAAAACUAGUGUGGCAUGUUUAUCCAAAGUUACCACCAAGUAGAUUAAGUACAUUAACCAAAGUUUUACAACCAAGUUCAACACAUGAUGAGGCUGUACACAAACUAUACACAGACUUUGUAGAAAAAAUUUCAACAGACACAGAACCUCCACCAGAACCACCGAGUUUCGAUUAUUUGGAAUCGCCAUUGAUGAGUGUACCUACACCGUCACAUUAUUGAACUAUAAUCUAUUGUAUAUUUUAUCAAUACCAUUUAAUAAUAGUUAUUAUUAUUACCUAUAGUUUUAAAAUAAUAUAAUAUUAUGACAGUAGAUUUCUGACGUAAAAUAAAAUAAGAUUUAUUAAAAUA